This is a messenger RNA of Choloepus didactylus (southern two-toed sloth), 2816 nucleotides long. It is a transcript of the gene EXOSC10, whose product is annotated as exosome component 10. The coding region runs from base 48 to 2705 and encodes 885 amino acids. Gene Ontology annotation, biological process: histone mRNA catabolic process; poly(A)-dependent snoRNA 3'-end processing; nuclear polyadenylation-dependent rRNA catabolic process. Gene Ontology annotation, molecular function: 3'-5'-RNA exonuclease activity; nucleotide binding; nucleic acid binding. The transcript is spliced from 25 exons. Gene Ontology annotation, cellular component: nucleolus; nuclear exosome (RNase complex). NCBI's taxonomy places the organism in Eukaryota, Metazoa, Chordata, Mammalia, Pilosa, Megalonychidae. The record is from RefSeq and is a predicted model, not a curated record.
CGUCGGCGCGAGAUACUCUCGCGAGAUUAACCUUAAAAGUCGGAAGUAUGGCGCCUCCCAGUUCCAGAGAACCUAAACCCCCGUCGGCGACAAGUGUGGCCGAGUCCGACGGGGAGAUGGUGCUGCCGGGCUUCCCGGACGCAGACAGCUUCGUGAAGUUCGCUCUUGGGUCAGUGGUGGCAGUUACCAAGGCAUCUGGGGGCCUGCCACAGUUUGGCGAUGAGUAUGAUUUUUACCGAAGUUUUCCUGGCUUCCAAGCAUUUUGUGAAACACAGGGAGACAGGUUGCUUCAUUGCAUGAGCAGAGUAAUGCAGUACCAUGGGUGCCGUAGCAGCAUUAAGGAUCGAAGCAAAGUGACUGAGUUGGAGGACAAAUUUGAUCUCCUAGUUGAUGCUAAUGACGCUAUCCUGGAAAGAGUGGGUAUUUUACUGGACGAAGCAUCAGGAGUAAAUAAGAAUCAACAGCCUGUCCUCCCUGCAGGACUGCAGGUCCCCAAAACGAUAGUGUCCAGCUGGAACCGAAAGGCAGGAGAAUAUGGCAGAAAAGCAAAAUCUGAAACUUUCCGGCUGCUUCAUGCAAAAAACAUCAUCCGACCUCAGCUCAAGUUUCGAGAGAAGAUUGACAAUUCCAACACACCAUUUCUUCCUAAAAUCUUCAUCAAGCCCAAUGCCCAGAAACCCCUACCUCAGGCUCUCUCUAAAGAAAAGCGGGAACGCCCAUGGGAUCGGCCUGAGGACUUGGAUGUCCCACCUGCCUUGGCAGAUUUCAUCCAUCAGCAGAGAACCCAGCAGGUUGAGCAGGACAUGUUUGCACAUCCUUAUCAAUAUGAACUAGAUCACUUUAUUCCACCAGAAUCGGUUCUUCAGAAGCCACAACCCCAGUUGUAUAGACCUGUAGAAGAAACACCCUGUCAUUUUGUAUCCUCCCUGGAUGAACUUGUGGAACUCAAUGAAAAGCUAUUGAAUUGUAAAGAAUUUGCUGUAGACUUGGAGCAUCACUCUUAUCGGAGCUUCCUGGGACUGACCUGCCUGAUGCAAAUUUCCACCCGAACAGAAGACUUCAUUGUUGACACCCUGGAGCUUCGAAGUGACAUGUACAUUCUCAAUGAGAGCCUCACAGACCCAGCUAUCGUUAAGGUCUUCCAUGGUGCUGACUCAGACAUAGAAUGGCUACAGAAAGACUUUGGGUUGUACGUAGUAAACAUGUUUGAUACCCAUCAGGCAGCGCGUCUUCUUAACCUGGGCAGACACUCACUCGACCAUCUGCUGAAACUCUACUGCAGUGUGGAGUCAAACAAGCAAUAUCAGCUGGCGGAUUGGCGGAUACGUCCACUGCCUGAGGAAAUGCUCAACUAUGCCCGAGAUGACACUCAUUACCUGCUUUACAUUUAUGAUAAAAUGAGGCUGGAACUGUGGGAACGAGGCAAUGAACAGCCAGUUCAACUGCAGGUGGUUUGGCAGCGGAGCAGGGAUAUCUGCCUUAAGAAAUUCAUCAAACCUGUCUUCACGGAUGAGUCCUACCUGGAACUAUAUAGAAAGCAAAAGAAACAUCUUAACACACAGCAGUUGACAGCCUUUCAGCUGCUGUUUGCCUGGAGAGAUAAAACUGCCCGUAAGGAAGAUGAAAGUUACGGAUAUGUCCUGCCAAAUCAUAUGAUGUUAAAGAUAGCUGAGGAACUGCCUAAGGAACCUCAGGGCAUCAUAGCUUGCUGUAACCCAGUACCACCUCUUGUACGGCAGCAGAUCAAUGAAAUGCAUCUUUUAAUCCAGCAAGCUCGAGAGAUGCCCCUGCUCAAGUCUGAAGUUGCAGCUGGAGGAAAGAAGAGUGGCCCACUGCCCAAUCCUGAGAGAUUGGAGAAUGUUCUCUUUGGACCCCAUGACUGCUCCCACGCUCCUCCAGACGGCUUUGCUCUCACCCCAGCCAAUGGACCUGUCCCAGUUCAGAAACAGGCAAGCCUCUUCUGUGACCAAAAAGAGGAGCCCUCAGUGGAUAACAUAUGCCUUAUCGCAACGGCUGUCAUCACGUUAUUCAGUGAACCGAGUGCUGAAGAAAAUGUAAAGGGUCCAUUAACAGUUGCCCAGAAAAAGGCCCAGAGCAUAAUGGAGUCCUUUGAAAAUCCAUUUAGGAUGUAUCUGCCUUCACUAGAGCACCGUGCCCACAUCUCUCAGGCAGCAAAGUUUGAUCCAUCAUCAAAAAUCUAUGAAAUCAGCAACCGUUGGAAGCUGGCAAACCAGGUACAGGUACCAAAAGAAUCUAAAACCGCCAAGAAGGCGGCGGCUGAGCAAACAGCUGCCCAGGAAGAAGCCAAGGAAGAGCACAAAGCACCGGUGGAACAGUCCAUCUCUGUCCGACAGCAGGCAGCGCUAGAAAAUGCUGCCAAGAAGAGAGAGCGAACAACAAGUGACCCAAAGACCACAGAACAGAAGCAAGAAAAGAAACGACUCAAAAUUUCCAAGAAGCCAAAGGACCCAGAUGCGCCAGAAAAAGAUUUCACCCCUUAUGACUACAGCAAGUCGGAUUUUAAGGCUUUUGCUGGAAACAGCAUAUCCCAACCUUCUUCCCAGUUUGAUCCAAAUAAGCAGACCCAUUCUGGCAAGAAAUACAUGGCAGCCAAAAAACUUAAACAGUCAACAGGAAAUAAAAGCAUGUCCUUUCCAAGUGGAAAGUCAGACAGAGGUUUCAGGCACAAUUGGCCCAAGAGAUAGUGUUGGAUGAGACCCUCAGCAACCCCCACUGGACCCAAGCACCAGACAGUGGUGCUGGUUUUGUACAGACUUAUUUUUAAACCAUUAAAAAUAAUUCUUACUGAAAGGAAA